CAAAUAACUAUUUUCCAAAUAUGGAUUCAGACAUCAGAAACUACAUCGAGAAGGAAGGGGAAAUCUACGUUGAAGACUUCAUGACUGAAGAAGACGACAGUAUCGUCGAACCAUCCCAGAUGGGCGAGGAAGGGAUUGGGAUCGAAACUAUUCUCAAAAAGCUAGUCAUCACUAGAGACAAGUUCAUCCUCCAGAGGCCUGGUAGCAUCAACGAGGACUACGUCAUCGAACGCAAGAUUGGAAAGGGAGCGAAUGGGGAUGUAUAUCACGCUAUUAAUAAGAUAACUAAUAUUGAGAGAGCGAUUAAGAAAAUCCCGAAGUCUAAGAUUAGUAAUAUUGAGUACUUCUUAAGAGAAGUAAACACUUUGAAACAGCUUGACCACCCCAAUGUCAUUAAGCUGUUUGAAAUCUACGAGAGUGCCAACGAUGUCUACCUCGUCCAGGAGCUGUGCACUGGAGGUGAGCUGCUCGAUCAGAUCUUAAAUGAGAACGGUCUGAGUGAGAAUAAAGCAGCGAUUAUCUUCAAGCAGAUCUUGCAGGCUAUAUUGUACUGAAACUCCAACAAAAUAUCGCACCGGGACCUCAAACCGGAAAACUUCAUGUUCGCAUCAAAUAAGGAAGGGGCUGUACUGAAGCUCAUUGAUUUCGGAGUGGCCAGGAGCUACUACAAAAAGGAAGUACUGGCUUUUAACCAGGUCAUUAGGAUGAAAACCAGAGCUGGGACAACCUACUUCAUGGCUCCAGAAGUCAUCUUAAAUAAUUACACAGAGUCAUGAGAUAUGUGGUCAGCAGGAGUCAUCCUCUAUAUCAUCCUCAGUGGAGUACCACCCUUUGGAGGAGAGACCGACCAGGAGGUCCUUGAAAACAUCCUCAGAGGUGAAUACGAUUUUGAUGAUGAAAUCUGGGAUGAAAUCAGCGAAGAAGCCAAAGAUCUAAUCGAAAAACUGCUUGUUGCCGAGGAAGAGCGACUGACUCCAAAGCAAGCUCUUGAACAUUCCUGGAUUGCAGGGUAUUCUAGGCUUGAUUCAGCCGUUUUAUUGAGUCAUAAGCAUACUGAGAGGCUAAGAAACUUCCAAAAGUCCAAGAAGCUCAAGAAGGCAGUUCUUACUUACCUAGCAAGUAGGGUUUCGGAUGAGGAUAUCAUUAACGAAAUGAAGAUCUUUUUCAAGCUUGAUAGGAACAAGGAUGGCUACAUUACGCUAAAAGAGCUCAAAGAGGGUAUGAAAAGUACCCCUAAUAUCGAAGAAAUUGCGGAUAUUCUCAAAGGUGUGGACAUUGACAAGAACGGCGUGAUUAACUACACAGAGUUCAUAGCUGCCACGCUCGACCAGAAGGGCUUGAUGACUUCUGAAUCUUUGAUAAAAGAUGCCUUCCAGCUGUUUGAUAAGAAUAAUGAUGGUUCUAUUGACCAGAACGAGCUCAGGUCUACCCUCGCUGGUGUUGAAGGUGAGCUCAUUGAUGUAGAAGUCUGGGAAGACAUCCUCAAGGAAUGCGACCUUGACGGUGAUGGAAAGGUCAGUUUUGAUGAAUUCGUACAUAUGAUGACCAAUUGAUAACUACUCUUCUCAAUUAUAA
This is a messenger RNA of Moneuplotes crassus, 1575 nucleotides long. NCBI's taxonomy places the organism in Eukaryota, Ciliophora, Spirotrichea, Euplotida, Euplotidae. The record is from the annotation of a GenBank genome assembly.